Molecule: messenger RNA, 1254 nt
Organism: Chaetura pelagica (chimney swift)
Lineage: Eukaryota; Metazoa; Chordata; Aves; Apodiformes; Apodidae
Gene: KCNJ6
Product: potassium inwardly-rectifying channel, subfamily J, member 6
Exons: 2
Coding region: 1-1254 (417 amino acids)
Biological process (GO): potassium ion import across plasma membrane; regulation of monoatomic ion transmembrane transport
Cellular component (GO): plasma membrane
Molecular function (GO): G-protein activated inward rectifier potassium channel activity
Source: RefSeq, a predicted model, not a curated record
AUGGCAGCUAACGUACUGGAAGAAGACUCAAUGGAGCAGGACAUAGAGAGCCCUGUCACUAUUCAUCAGCCAAAGUUGCCCAAACAAGCUAGAGAGGAUCUGCCAAAAAAUAUAAACAAAGAAUGUGCCAAGAGAAAAAUCCAGAGGUAUGUUAGGAAAGAUGGGAAAUGCAACGUCCACCACGGGAAUGUCAGAGAGACUUACCGUUACUUGACCGACAUCUUCACUACCUUAGUCGAUCUCAAGUGGAGAUUCAACCUGUUGAUUUUUGUCAUGGUUUACACUGUGACCUGGCUCUUCUUUGGAAUGAUCUGGUGGCUAAUUGCCUACUUGCGAGGAGAUAUGGAUCAUAUAGGGGACAGCACGUGGACCCCAUGCGUCAGCAACCUCAAUGGGUUUGUCUCAGCCUUUUUAUUCUCAAUCGAGACAGAAACCACCAUUGGGUAUGGUUACCGGGUCAUCACGGACAAGUGUCCCGAGGGAAUUAUUCUGCUUUUAGUGCAGUCUGUUUUAGGUUCUAUCGUCAACGCUUUCAUGGUUGGCUGCAUGUUUGUGAAAAUAUCCCAACCUAAGAAGAGGGCAGAAACCUUGGUUUUUUCUACAAACGCAGUUAUUUCCAUGCGGGAUGGAAAGCUCUGUCUAAUGUUCCGAGUAGGAGACCUUAGGAAUUCACACAUUGUAGAGGCAUCAAUACGAGCCAAGUUGAUCAAAUCCAAACAGACAAAGGAGGGGGAAUUUAUACCACUCAACCAGACAGAUAUCAACGUAGGUUAUUACACAGGGGAUGAUCGUCUCUUUUUGGUUUCACCACUGAUCAUCAGCCAUGAAAUUAACCAGCAGAGUCCUUUCUGGGAGAUUUCCAAAGCCCAGUUGCCCAAAGAGGAGCUAGAAAUUGUUGUAAUCCUAGAAGGAAUGGUGGAGGCAACAGGAAUGACCUGCCAAGCUCGAAGUUCAUACAUUACAAGUGAGAUCCUUUGGGGUUACCGUUUCACCCCUGUCCUGACUCUGGAGGAUGGAUUUUAUGAAGUUGACUACAAUAGUUUUCAUGAAACAUAUGAGACCAACACACCAGUUUACAGUGCCAAAGAGCUGGCAGAGAUGGCCAGCCGAGCAGAACUGCCUCUGACAUGGUCUGUUUCCAGCAAGCUGGACCAGCAUGCUGAGCUGGAAACCGAAGAAGAAGAAAAGAAUCAAGAAGACCAAAACGAAAGAAACGGUGAUGUGGCCAACUUGGAGAAUGAGUCCAAAGUGUAG